Lineus longissimus is the source of this 576-nucleotide messenger RNA. RefSeq names its product protein PRQFV-amide-like. Bases 1 to 576 code for a protein of 191 amino acids. Lineage: Eukaryota; Metazoa; Nemertea; Pilidiophora; Heteronemertea; Lineidae. The record is from RefSeq and is a predicted model, not a curated record. The transcript has a single exon.
AUGAGGUCGCAAGACAUAUUAGUAUUUUGUUUCAUACUUGGGUCAUGUCUAGUUAGCACUGCUUACGCGGAUUCUAAUGAUAAACGGGCCCGCAACUUCCUCGGAAAGCGAGAUUCGGCGGAUACAAAAAAUGAGGACGAUAAGUCUGUUUUGAACAAUGAUGAUUUCGUCAAGAGAGUCCAGGAAUAUCUGGACCAUAAUGACUUUUUAGAGGACGGGUUGGAUGAAGACAAACGAGGCCCUAGUUUCUUAGGAAAACGUGCUGAUGAUAUCGACGAGGAAAAACGCCGGCACAGCUUCAUAGGAAAACGCCGGCCAAGUUUCCUAGGGAAGCGUGGACCACACUUUUUGGGAAAACGUGGCCGAUAUUUCUUAGGCAAACGCGGGAGAUAUUUCCUUGGGAAACGCGACGGUGACGACGAAGACAUGGACACUUUUGACGAAGAAAAGCGCAGGCUUUUCCUGGGCAAGCGUGCGGAUUUGGACGACACGGAAUUCGGAGACAUGGAAGACGAAAUGGAAAAACGGCGUCUGUUUCUCGGGAAGCGUGUGAGCAGGAACUUUAUCGGAAAGUAA